Molecule: messenger RNA, 467 nt
Organism: Thamnophis sirtalis
Lineage: Eukaryota; Metazoa; Chordata; Lepidosauria; Squamata; Natricidae
Source: RefSeq, a predicted model, not a curated record
AUUUACAACUUCCUGGCUUUUGGCCUCCAGAUCACCAGCCUGCUCCUAUCAAACACAAUCUACUUUGGAUCAGAGGUUGACUAGGAGAUACAAAGAAGAUGAAUUCCCUUUUGGUCACUGCUGUCAUUACUACCUUUGUUCUGGCUUUCUUCCUCCCUUCAGGAAAUGCUUUAGUGUGCUAUAAUUGUCCAUAUGCGAACUGUGACCAAAAUACAACCUGCACAUAUGGACAAGAUACUUGCUUAGUAGUACAUUAUAGUAGAGGAAGUUUGUCUAGCUGCUGGAUAAAUUCUCGCUGUGAUGUAAAUUCUAUUGCACUUGAUUUAAAUGUGAAAAACUUCCAAGCCACGUGCUGCGACUGGGAUUUGUGUAACAAUGCUCCAAAUGUUGUAACUAACAAGAUAGUCCUGUGUGGGGCUUUGUUGCUGACUAUUAUUCCUAUGUUAAAGUCUUUAGUGGGGAACUGA